Messenger RNA from Daldinia decipiens, 1388 nucleotides. RefSeq lists its product as uncharacterized. The record is from RefSeq and is a predicted model, not a curated record. The coding region runs from base 195 to 1388 and encodes 397 amino acids. Lineage: Eukaryota; Fungi; Ascomycota; Sordariomycetes; Xylariales; Hypoxylaceae. The transcript has a single exon.
GUAUUCAUAAGCGCAUGCAAUCAAAACACCAUUCGAGUAAAUCAUUUUCUACAAGCAAAAAGGUUCAUCUUCUUACCCUGUUUUUAUUUUUAAAGUGAACUUUCAAUUCUAACCGCAACCUGCCACCUGUAUUCUAGGCUUCCAAAAAAAAGUACAAACAAACUAAACCACCGUGGAAAAAAGCAUCUCCCAACAUGGAUGUUAAUCGAGUUCACCUAUUAAUUAUUCAACUUCGCAAACGGAUCAGAGGGCUGGCCUUGAUUCAAGAUCGUAUCCAAGAUGAUGUAAACAUGUUCAAAGAUGGCGACCCGAAGCUCAGGGAUAUUUUCGAGGAAACGCGCAGAUACUACCUCGAUCACUUGGGUAUCACAAUCGAACAGCUGCGUGAGGCAAUGAACACGUCUGAGAUCGAGCUCCCACCUGAUGAGAUCUUCGUCGAGAGGAUAAUGAAGAGGGUUAGGCCGAUUACGAGGCGGUAUCUAGAGCGGCUCGUCCAGACCGGAAGGAUCACCAAAUGCGACAUGGAGUGCAUAAUCCAAGGAGAAUACACCAGCGUUGAGGCGUUCUUCGAAGACGUAUACAACAACGUUGAAUCAUUCGGCACUAAAAAUGAUGCUAGUUCUUCAGAGAGUAGGCAAUCAACAUCCAAUAUCGAAAUAUACGACGAGGAUGGAUUCCUAACACUCACAGAUGAUGCCAAUCAGAAUGAUGAACAAGGGGAUUCUCAAGACGAUAACACCGACCCUCAGAAAAAAGCACCUACAGAUGAACCAGGGACGUCGGUGCUAAGUUCAGGCGACAUAGUACCUCCGGUUAAGCUAGAAGCACCGGAAAAGCCAUCAGAAGAUAUAGAAAGCGAGAUAGAGAAACAGUCAUCUUCCGAGGUAUCGAAACUAGAAACAUCCGCGCUACAUACAGUAUCAAAGGAAGAAAAGGCCUCCCCAGAAACAGAAAGCGACGAUCCCGAUACAGCAGACGGAAGCUUUUCAGUUGACUGUCCCGUGGACGACCAAGAAGCGAGCUUGUCGGACACAGAAACCUCCAGUUCCGAUGACUCGGACGUAAGCUCAUUAGUGAAUUAUCUUGUGGACGACGAAGAGCACACACAAGCGGAGGAAUCCGAAUCCGACGAAGCUCAAGACCUCCCGCAACCUUUCCUCCCUGCGAUUCCCAAGACGAGGGCACAUGCGGAAUGCGACUCCGACGAGCAAAAAGACGGCAUUAGCGGUAGCGAUGAUAUACUGGAUACCUGGCUACGAUCCCACGAGAUGUUCUACUGGCAGUACGAGAUCAUCUUCGCCGCAAUAUUGACCUCGUUCAGAUUCAAGGAGAGAUUCCAGUCUGCGAGGAACGCCUACAAGGCUGACCCCUUUGCCGAUUGGGACUAA